This is a messenger RNA of Paramuricea clavata, 13173 nucleotides long. NCBI's taxonomy places the organism in Eukaryota, Metazoa, Cnidaria, Anthozoa, Malacalcyonacea, Plexauridae. The record is from the annotation of a GenBank genome assembly.
AGGAAGAGAAAAAACUGCGCGGAAGUAAGAAAUUCACCACGUUGGAUACAAGAAAAGAUGGCGUACGUUUUACAAACUCUGUGUUAAGGCAACUGAACGAUCAGUUCCAAGCCUUGAAACAAAGUUAUGAUGACACUCAAAGUAAUCUGGCGGACGAAGUUAUUAAAAUUGCAAGUAAGAUUUAUUGAAGCAAGUAAGAGGCAGGAGUGAAAAAAAUAUUUUCCCUUCUGGGACGGCAAGAGAACAUUGAAAAUGUUCUGCAAAUAAUCAAAUAAAUCGACACUCGGUCACUGUGACUGUGUUACACUAACAAGUUGUCAAACUGGAUGUCACGCUAUAUUUUCACAGAAAAAGAAUUAUUUCAGUGCACUGAGAAUCUUAAUCUUUUAGGAAUAUAACAUAAAACUAACCAAGGAUCUGAUCCUAAGGUACAAAUGCCAAAAAAAGGGCACUAUUAGGGUGGAGGGGGGGGGGGGGCACUAUCAGGGGGAUCUGUUCUCCCCCAGAAAAUUUUGAAAAUCAGGUGUCCCAGAUUGGCUAAAAAUGCAUGACCCAUAUUUUUACACGUACAUUUUCCUUUGUUAAGGUGGCUACGGUGAACCCAUGCAAUUACUAAGUGAUACUCUGGCAAAACUCGAUGUCUUAAUAAGGUAAAUGUUUUAACUUCAGGGAAAGUACUAGGUUUUGCUGGUUGUGCAAAACUGUUAAAGAUGUCCUUUCUAAUUUUUUUUUUUCUGUAGUUUUUCCCAUGUGGCUGCUUGUGCCCCUAUACCGUACUGCAGACCGAAAAUCUUGCCCAAAGGUUUGUACCGUGUAUGUCGUAUAAACAGUCUCUUGACUUGACGAAGUGUUGUCAUAUAAACAGUCCCUUGACUUGCUAGCGUUGGACGGGAAAAUAUGUCAGUGCAGCCUUUUUAAAAGAUUAAAGAAACUGUAAUAAAAUAUUUUGUUUUUCCAGAACAAGGUUCAGUAAUUCUUACAGCAGCUAGACACCCGUGUCUCGAGGUCCAGGAUGAAAUUGCGUUUAUUCCAAAUGAUGUUACUCUCAACAGAGGUACGAAACAAACAGCUGACUGUAUUGCAAAUUUAAGUUCCAAUUAAAUGUGUUCUAGUGCUCUGGCAUUGCACUACUUGUUUACGUUGUUCACAUCACUGUUUUACGUCCAAUCAUUGAUUUUAUAGAAGAACAAUCGUUUCUAAUAAUAACCGGUCCAAACAUGGGUGGAAAAUCAACGUACAUUCGUUCUGUAAGUCGCUAAUAUCUAACUUUAUUUAUACUGGAUACUGCUAGCAGUUCUAAACUGUCCAGCUGUUCUCCCUGAGGUCUCGUGUAACGUAUAGCCUAAACUUACUACAGCAAUACAACAUAGCUCUGCCAGUUCUAAACAAGUCCCUUUAGAGGUCCAUAAGGCUAUCUGGACCAGAUUUACUACAGGAUGAAACCUGGAAGAAACCAGCAAUGUUUGGCAGAGUUCAAAUUGGAAAUGCUCUUCUCGCAUGCAAUUGAGGCGAAGUUAUAACCGGAUAACUGCACAGGAAUAAAAUCCCAAUCAUAGAGAUGAAAGACAAAAGCAGUCAAUUAUCUUCUCUAGGUAAGUGUCGCAGUACUGAUGGCUCAAAUUGGAUGUUUUGUUCCCUGUGAAGCGGCAGAGAUCUCUAUCAAGGACGCCAUAUUAGCUCGCGUAGGCUCUGCGGAUAGUCAGCUCAAAGGUGUUUCAACUUUCAUGUCGGAAAUGUUGGAAACAGCAUCUAUACUUCGGGUACUUGUAGUUUGUAUCUGCUUUAUUGUAGCCAUAGUUGUACCAUACCAUACCAUACCAUACCAUACCAUACCAUACCAUACCAUACCAUACCAUACCAUGCCAUACUGAGCCAAACCAUACCACAUACUUUGCCAUUUCAAUUCGCCCCAUACCGUAUUGCACCAUACCACACACUACCACACCCAAUCACACUGCACCAUAUUAACUAUUUGAUAUAUUUUUUUCAAAAUUUUUUCAAAUUAGAUUAGUUUCAUUUACCCACAAAUAAUAUUUACAAAUUGAAUAUUUAAGAUAGUACGUAUAUAAACGGGCUAGAGACCUCUGGAAAUCCUGUUGGACUUUUGAGACAAAACGAUGCCAUACCAAACCACAUCAUACCACACCCUACCAUGCCAAACUCCACCAUACCAUAUACGGAUAUACCAUACCAUAUAUCAUAUCAUCAUAUACUUCAUUAAAAUUACUUCAGGAUUAACAACUGUUCAUUUUGAUAUUUUAUUUUUUCCUAUUCCCCUUCCAUAGAGUGCCACGGAAAAUUCUUUAAUUAUUAUUGACGAACUUGGACGGGGAACGUCGACAUAUGACGGAUUUGGUUUAGCUUGGGCUAUCUCAGAGUUAGUAUAAAAACUAAUCCAUCAUUUCCACCAAUUUUAAUAGUUCGUUAGUCCCAAGCAGGCACUGGUACUCAUUCAUCAACUGAGUUAACUGAGAGAGAACACAAGAGAGACUUAACUAUAGUAAAAUGUAUGCUGUACAAUGUGUGCAAUACAUUUUAUACUAAAUCUUUAUAUUUCCACCCAGGUUUAUAUCGACACGUAUUAAAGCGUUGUGUCUCUUUGCAACACAUUUCCACGAGCUCACUGCUUUGGCAGAUGUUGUCCCAACUGUUAGAAAUUACCACGUGACGGCGAUGACUACUGGAGACACUCUUACAUUACUAUACAGGAUAAAAACAGGUAGGGAAAGUCUUUACGCUUUUUCAUUCUCGUUUUAGUUCAGCUUUCUUCCGACAAUAACAUUACACUGGAGUCCACUGGACCAAAUAGGGAAGUUGCUUACUGGACCAAUUAGGGAUGUCGUUUAAUGGACCUCUGGGAGAACUAUUUAUAUUGAUAGAGCUAUCCAGUAUCAAAGUAAGCUUUCCUCCUGUAGUAAAACUUAGGUACAGGUAUGUAGUAUGAAGUAAGUUUAAGUUAAGUUUGAAGUAAUGGUUUGAAUACAAAAUUUGACAAUAAUUAAAGUGGCUUCACCCUUGGCAACCGUUCAGGUCUAAAAUAUGUGUAAAAUUUUCGCUCUACAUUUCAAUCAAGAAAAACCCUUCAAUAUACUAUGCAAAACUUUAUUAUAAAUUAUGAUUUUAAAUCAGUCUAAAAUUGUGGAAUUUUCAACGAAAAUCGCGUUCGUUUAAAUGCUCAUCACGGAUAUAAAUUUGUGUCCUCAUUUGACUUCAUAAUUUAGGAACGUUAUUCAUCGCUUGAUACUAUGACAAUAGCAGGCGUGGUUUGUAUAGAAUUAGAAUACAGAAUUAGACGCCGGACUGUCAGGGAAAUAUCAGGCACAAUUUGUUGCCAAGACCCAUUUCCAGUUUAGAUGGCGCUACGCUCUGACUAAUUCGUCAGAUAGAUAGUUCGUGUGGAUACUUCUCCUUGGGCCAUAGAUAUCUUAUAUACACUAGAUAGUGCAUCUAAUUAUUUGGCAAUUCAAAAAUUGAAGCCGUGAUUGCAGACUCGUGAUAUUCCCAUGAAAUGAGAAGACUCGUAUGUUUUCUAUUUCUUAAACAGGGAACUUAAACAUUAAGUUAAACCUAUUCCACAUACAUUUUUAAACUAUUCAAAUGAUGAAAGUUAUUGUUGUUUUUUAAGCGUUUAUUAGCGAGUGGGAAACUCCAAUAUGGCCGCCAUCUAUUCAAAUGGGAAUAUUCUUGGCUUCAAUUUUACUAAAAGAGAUGCGCUAUCUAUAGUGUAUAUAAGAUAUCUAUGCCUUGGGCCAGUUGUUAGAAAACCGAUUAGCUUAAAACCGAUUAGCUUACCCUAGGUAAACCUAAAAUUCAAAGUGAACUUCCCAACAACUUGUUUAUAAAUUUGGAAAUAUUUCAUUAUAAAUGUUGUCUGGAUCAGUAGGAAUUUUCUUCCUACUACGUAAUACGUAAACUAAAGCAGCAGGUUAAAUUUUAAACUAGGGUUAGCGCUAAUCCAGCUUUGAACAACCGACACAAGGAGUCUGUUUGAACACAUCUCGUGUUUAAACUAAGCCAGGAAUCCCGACUAUGGUAUAGCAUCUGGAAACACCACAGCGCUGCCAUACAUACGAGGUGUGUUCAUUGCAGGCAUUUCUUUCCAUUCCUGCGUUUCAAGACUGAAACACUCAACAGAAUUGAGAUAAUUCUUCUCAUCAUCUCUGCCUCCCAUAACCACGACCAUAUUAUCCACCAGUACUGCCGUGCAAGCAGCCCUCUUGCUUCUCAUGCUAGGAAGAUGCUUAUUCCUGCCCGUGUCGAUGCUGUAAACAACAACGGAAUCUAACACGUUGCCAUCUUUGUCUUGCCCACCCAGAAGAACCAAGUUCCCGCCAUGACGAACAACUGCCAUCUGACUGACUUCAGUAGGUAAUGGCGUUAGCUCUUUCAGUUUUCUUGUGGAAAUAUCGAAGGCAAGGACGCUCUUAGUGGCAUCUUUAAAUCGGUUGCUUGUACGUCCACCUACAAUGACGACCUGAAAAAGACAUAUAGCUUUACUAUGCUGUCAUGUAGGUUGUUUCCAUAAACACAUAUUUUAUAGUGGAUUCGUGAUAGCCUAAACCUCAAAUGGUUGGAUCUCAGCGUUGGCAGUAGCGUCCUUUAGUGCAGAUUAGAUUCUCGCUAGCCUAAAUUUUGAACGGUUAAACAAACAAACUGUUUGUUCUCAGUGUACUGUAGGUAGUAGUUUUGAAUUACACGUCCUUUGUGGUAGAUUCGUACUAGUCUGAACGUCAAACUGUUGUUUCUCAGUGUAUAGGUAGUGGUUGUGAAAUACACGUCAUUUGUGGUAGAUUCUCGCUAUUUUGAACUCGAAACAAUUGGUUCUCAGUGUGGGUAGUAGUCAUGAAAUCCACGUCCUUUGUGGUAGAUUCCCAGUAGACUAAACUAUACUUUUACCCAGGGCGCUUAUAUAUAACAAACACUAAGAUAUUGGCAGUAUUACCUGAAAAUACAAUAGCAGAAUCUACUAAAUUAUUGUAUAACAUCGGAAUUUUACCCCCAAUAUCUAUUUCUUCAUCAAAACUUGACUACAAAACAGUCAAAACUUCCAGCUCAGUUUUCCCGCCAUAUUUAUCCUUGCCAUAAGACAACGUCGCACAACAAACUCGUUAUCAGUUCAUUGCAUCACACAUCGAUCGGCGCGCCUAUAGCCGUUUCACCGCCCUACAUAUAAGCGCCCUGCUUUUACCUGCCUGAAAGGUAAUUGAGUUUAUUGAGUUUCUCAGUCACUGGUGAGCGGAUUUCCCAACAGUCUAUUGCCCAAUUGAUAGGGGAUCUAGCGGAUCCGAGGUACCUACGAUUAUAACGUCCUUAUCCGAGAAGAGGCGAAAGUCUAACCAUUUACUGAUGUCAAUAUAAAGGUAGCUCUUUCUCCUCAGUUAUUUUAAGACCUUGAAUAGGGAUCCGACCAAGAAUUGAACGCAGGUCUCCCAGCUUGAAAGGCAAGCGUGGUGACCACGAUGUGCUGGUCUACUGUAAUUACUUUUACUUAUAAUGGCAUCGCUUGUGUUAAUCUAAUCUGACCUCCCCAAUUCUAACCUUACCUAUUAAUCUAAUCUGAUCUAAUCCAGUCUCAUCACUACCACAACGAUACCUUGUUAUCAUGUAACACUGCUCGGUGACCAACUCGAGGCUCCGGCAUAUGGCAUACAGUUUGCACUGAGUGAGGAGGCGUGAUGGAAAUCUCGUAGAUCUCAUCCGAAAUCUUAUUUUCUUCGCUGUUCUCACCCCCCGUAAUGAAGAGACGUUUCUGGUGUGCAACUAUCUGAUGACGAUUGCAUUUCAGGGGGAGGAGGGCAGGAAAGUCACGCCAUGUCUUCGGACUUCGAGUCGUGUUCAUACCUGAAAAUUAUAAAAUAUUCAUCUUUAUCUCAUGGCUUAUCAAGGUAUAACAAAAUAAAAUUGUUAUACCUUCCAUCCGAUCCGUGCUGGUAUCUCCAUUAAACCCUCCAGCGACAAUAACAUUAUUUUGGUAAAGAAAAGCAGACGGUGCCAAACGGCUUUCCUUCAUGGCUCCUGAGGUCGUCCAUGUUUUGGUCGCAAAAUUGAAUAUCUCAGUAGAAUUGAGAUACAUUUGGCCAUCGUGACCACCAGCUAUGAGAAUGUUGCAUUCUGGAACGUUGCUAGGUUGGUUGCUAGGUUGGUUGCUAGGUUGGUUGCUAGGGCAUUGCUGGGUCGUCAGUUCUCUGAUGGUGUUGUUCAUAUUAGAUAUCAUUGCAGCCAUGUUCUUGAUGGUCUUGUCUUGAGCUUUUUCCCUUGAGGAAUAAAAGAAAAAAUUGUAAAAAAUAGGUAUACCAUUGAACAUUAUAGUCCAGUUUACAUUCGGUCAGUGUACACCGUCCAGCUUUGUUUAUAGAUCGGUCAUACCUCUCAUCCAUCUUUUUCAUCGCCUCCAUCAAUUGGUCCAUCUUAUCCUUCAUUUCAGCACUUUCCUCCUUCAAAUCCUCUAUGAUCCCCUUGAGUACACAACCAUGCGUAUCGUACUUCUUAUACUGAACCCUUUUCCCACAGCCACUGCAUUUCACCUUUCUGUACCUACAAACCUAGUGGAAGUAAUUAGUAAAACCUUAUUUCACGAAGGGAAACGUAUAUAAUGUCUUCACAAUAUUUCAAAAUUUAGCAGAUAGACAUGACUACAGAAAAAAGUACGCCUGGUUUCGGCAUACCGUGUAACCACGGUUUGUUCUAUUAAAGUACGCCUGUUUCAGGGUCUUAGCUAGGAUUUUAGAUCUUGGGCGUGUUUCUAAUGGCCAGGGUGUGCACAUGCAAUUACCUUGCAUAGCCAAGUUCACGGUUCUAGUUAUGCUUGCCAAAAACAGACAAUUCCUGUGGUUGUUUUAUGCUUUGCAACCAAUUACAAGGCGUGCAUACGCUCAUAUUGCGCACUGACAUUAGAAUAUUAAGUUCAGCAACUCUUGGGGUAUUUAAAACCAUUUUAACACCAUACAGUUCCCAUUAUCCAUCAAAACAUCACGGAUCACUUUUGCCAAUUUCAACAACAACAGUAGAUUUUACAAACUUUCUUACGACGUAAAUUGGAAGAAAUUCUGUCUGUUGUAAGUACUGUAGCACCACCUUAUUUUACCGUGAACCUACACGGCUUUGUAUAAGAUAAUGAAGCCGCGUUCAUUUUAUCUAGCCGUGUUUUUCCAGUUUUGGCCGCGAUAACACGGCCAACACGGCCCUCUAGCUAAGACCCUGGCCUGUUUUCGGUAUACCUUAUAGCCAUGGUUUGAAAUCUACAUGCUGUGUUUCUCUGAAAUCUACAUACUGUGUUUCUCUGAAAUCUACAUACUGUGUUUCUCUGAAAUCUACAUAGCUACUGUGUUUCUCUGAAAUCUACAUACUGUGUUUCUCUGAAAUCUACAUACUGUGUUUCUCUGAAAUCUACAUACUGUGUCUGGAUUUUGCUAUGUGAAAUAGUAUAAGAAGCUUGCAAUUCUCACAUACCUCAUUUUCAUGAUGCUUUUUAUCCUUCCUAUUUAAAGACUUCGAGCAGCCUUCGUUAGCGCAGUCGACCGGCAUAAAGUCGCAUACUUGUACAUGCUUCUGCAAUGCCUUUAAUUCCACCAACGUUUUGCACCCCCUGGCCUCAAAUUCACAACUAAUUUUCAAUGUAGCUAAAUAAUCUGCUACAAUUCUUGAUGGUUCUUUAAGCGUCUUUACAGUCAGUCCGUCUUGGCAAUUGGGGCAGGUUUGAGCGAUUUCUAGAUACUUGGUUAUGCAAGCACAACAGAAAUAAUGUUCAUUUCGCCUGCAUUGGACUGGAUCUCGCAGAACCUGAUGGCAUAUAGGGCAAUGAAAGUUCUCGUUCACUAUCACUGGAAAGCGUUUGUCCGCGUAGCCUUGAGGAUAGUUCAUUCUUGAACAGCAUUGGCAGCACUUCAACUCUCUGUCUCAAUCCCCGCAGCUUCAGAUCUUGCCAAUCUAUUCAUAUACAAAAGUGGUAGAUCAGAGCAAGCGCCUUUUGCCUAUGAGAUCGUUGCGGACUCAUGACGCUUACGUGGAAAGAGUCGGUCAACGUUCUAUCGGAAAUCUCCGGUUUCCUCCCGCAGGGAAUGCUAGAAAUGUUGACAGGGUGGGUUGGAUGACUUCCAACGUACCCUCUGAUCUGAUAUGUAUCACAAGGGUGGCUGCUAGAGGCGCCCUUAGAAACUCUUCGACUCGAUCAGCUUGAGCUGCGUCCUUCGCAAUAGACCUUUCCCCUUAUGAGUGAAAUUUUGAUCUAGAUAUACCUGGACAAAAAUUUCAUCACAGCUUGAACGAGCAUCACAAAAUUAGUAAUAUUCCAAAGUUUCGAUGGGAAAUGUUGUAAAAUGCGGAUAAUAUAGCCUUGCGAAGUUUACCGUUUUUCAGUCAUUUUGUAUUACAAAUGGGAAAUCGAUAAUCAGAUGAUCAAACUGAUUAUCAAUUUCCCGUGCGUAAUACAAAAUGACUGAAAAACGGCAAACUUCGCAAGGCUAUAUUAUCCGCAUUUUACAACAUUUCGCAACGAAACUUCGGAAUAUUACUAAUUUUGUGAUGCUCUUUCAAGCUGUGAUGAAAUUUUUGUCCAGACUUGUCUAGAUCAAAAUUUCACUCAAAAGGGGAAAGGUCUAUUCAGCUUGGCUCUCAGCUUAGACUUGCCACAAGUUGACUUCUUAACAAUAAUUCUUAACAAUAAUUUAAGCGAGCGACGAAGGACUUUGCGAAAGUCUACUCUCAGCUUAAAGUAAGGAUGGUUAGCGCACCCCACUUACACCCCCACAGGCGUCAUUAUAAACCCUGUUAUAAACUUUCGACUCCAUCCAUAGACUCAAUCACGUUUGAACUGCGUCCUCCUUCGCAAUUCAGCUUAACGUCCUACUUGUACGUUUAAGUCCCAUACAGACGAGCAAGUUUUCGUUGACAGGUUUCGUGUAUUCCUUGACAAGGAGACACUGGUCGUGCCAGCUUUUUCAAGAAGGAAAAUUGCUCGUGUAUAUAGCCGUCAAAGAAAACUUGAUAAGUAUUAAUUAAGUAAUUGCGGAGUACGUCAUUGUGCACUCAUCUUCGAGCGGCCAUUGUCAUAAAAUCUCGAUUAUUUUGAAAUUCGCGUUCGUGAACGGUUUCAGCUGUUUUUAAUUUUGUUGAACGAAAAUUAUAUCCUGAAAUUGUUGGAACUCGUCAAGGAAAACUUGAGCAAGUCUUUACCGGGGCCGUAUUCGUGUGCACACACGCGGAUUGAAUCUCCCAUGCAUGCAAGCGCCUCGUGGUGGUAAGAAGUGUGUUUGGUUUACGUCUGUGAUGAUUUCAAUAAGAAAGAAUCGGGUUUUUUUAUCUUGGUAGUCUACUAAGUGACUCCAUGCAGUCUCAUUUCAUAUCAACAUGCACACAAAUAAUUUACAACUAUCAGCCGUUGCUUGUGUCUGCUCCCGUCGCUUGUGUCUGAAAACGUGAACGCUUCUGACCACAGGCCUUCGCUCCAGACAUCAACGUUCACUUACUAAUCUUUUUCAGGCAGUUCAGACACAAACACGGCAGCUCAUUGACAUUAUAGAUGACUACCUACACUAGAGUGUUUGAAAUAUCAUACUAUUAUAUUUACGAACAUUGAGAUGGACCACUCACGUGAAUUUCAUGUGAUCUUCUGUGCUUUGUUGUGCGAUGCCUCUAUGACAGAGCAAACACUCUAUAGUGGACCAUCAGGCUCUCUGUUGUAUCUGGUAUAAUUUGGUUAACUGCUACUUUCGCUUUACAAAGAGUCUAAUAUAUUAGUUCGUAGAAACAGACAGGAACUUGAUAUCAAGCCCUUCGAAAGGUUGUGACCCACAUUCCUUUUAAGGAGCGAUUGAGUGGGCGGUUUGCAAAUAAAGACUUGAUAUAUCUGACUGUGUCUUCGUUAUCUAUUCAUCUACAUUAUUGCACAAUAUAUUAAUUUUAAAACAUACUGUCACAGAUACUUUAAGAGUUAAACUGGAUAGUUCUAUCAGUUUUUAACUGCUUUACCUGGAGAAACUCUAAACUAAACGUCUAAAGUAGCUACCACUGGAACUAUUAGUAACUUUAGUUACAUUGGAUAGUUCUAUUAGUUAUAAUGAUUUACUUGUUUAAUCAUGCAGAGGAAUUUAGCGCUUAUUUUAAACAAUUUACAGUGGGGGGCCAAAACCAAUAUUAGUCCAGUGUGGGUUCCCCAGAGUAAGAUUUGGGUCUCUCAAGGUAAGGUUAGGGCCCAUUCUGACCAGUGGGACCUGUUACCCUAAAGUGAUCCACUGAUGAUGCAGAGAUGUUGUACAGAACUCACUGCUGAGUUAAGCAUGGUUAGAUCAUGUAAAGAUAGUACAUGUUCUUGAAUGUGGGCUACCUUAAUAUGAUCUGAUGUUGUACAGAACUCACUGCUGAGUUAAAAUUAAGCAUGGUUAGAUCAUGUAAAGAUAGUACAUGUUCUUGAAUGUGGGCUACCUCAAAAUGAUCUGAUGUUGUACAGAACUCACUGCAUGGUUAGAUCAUACAGAGGUAGUACAUGUUCUUGAGCAUUUUUCUUGAAUGUGGAUUACCUUAAAGUGAUCUCAUGUUGUACAGAAGAUCAGCUAGAUUAUGUAAAUAUAGUACAUGUUCUUGAUCAGUGAAUGCGGGGCUGCCUUAAGUCCAAUUUGUACUCUUGUUCUUGCUGAAGCCUGAAAACAUGUUGCGGCUGCGCAGACGUACACUUAUUCGCGCAAGGUUUGCACCGCAUGCACCAGACAGUAUUAGCAUAUUUGUAUACAAGAAGCGUUUCGAUGCAACUUUGAAUUGUUGGCAAUGAUGACAUCGCAGGGGUCCUGAAAACAGUUGACAUGUGAACUGUCUGGUGGACUUUGACCCGGUAGUCUCCAGUACUUCGUGUAGCUUGAGAGAUUGACCUUGAGUCAUUGAACACUGGGAUUGCGAACACCUGAGCCAACAUAUAUGUUAUUGAGAGCCCCAUGGUGGUCAGUGCACUUUCCACCUUUGUGAUUUUGAAUCGACCUGACCGCGUAGUUCAGUUGGCAGAGCAUUGGGCUAGUAUUCCAAAGGUCAUAGGUUCGAUUCCCACCGUGGCCAGGCAUAUUUUUCAAGCUUGCCCGGUGUGGAUAUACACUCAGAGUAACAUCACAAACAUCAUAUUCACCUGAGUACAUAACACCAACACAGAAAAAUCAUGGAUUUUGAUUUCCGCAGUUGUCAGAUUAUAAUUUCACCUCACUUGUAGCCUGCACGGAGUCUUAUGACUGAGUUUAACGCUGAUAGAGCUAUCCAGUAUAACAUUAAAAAUUAAACAUUUCCUCCUGUAGUUUAGACUAGCAAGAGAUGUUCGUUAUCCGACCUCUAGGACUGAUAAAGUUAUCAAGUUGAUAUAAAUUUAGUUCACAUGUUGUUCAGUUCUCUUCUAAGUCAGUCAGUUCGUCUGACCAUAUUUUUUAUGUAAUUUGAUUUUAGGUGUAUGUGAUCAGAGUUUCGGUAUCCAUGUUGCGGAAUUGACUAACUUCCCACGUAAAGUUAUUGAGGUUGGUCCUUGUACUAUCGUCAUUUAAACAAAUAUCUAGUUAAAUUAGUGAAAAAAUUAUCUGUCAAUGAUGGCGAGAAAUGUUUUUUGUUUAGUUUGCAAAAAGAAAAGCUGAAGAGCUGGAAGAUUUUCAAGGUCAGACAGCUGAUGAUAACCAAGACAAUAGUAAAGGUAACAAUCUUCUUUGGCACCUUAUUCGCCGAUGUUGUCGUUGCCCGCUUUGGUACGUUGACAAAAAAUCAGCAUUGUCCUAAAUAUCCUCCUAUAUCCUCGUAUCUCUUUCCACGGUAUCCAUUUUAUCUCAUCCCUUGUCUCCCAAUUGUUUGUUGUCCAUCAACUAGAUGUCUCCAAGUUAACUUGACUGGAUGUUACUCUACACUGUAACCUGAGAGUCUUCUUGUCUUAGGUUUAGUACUCUCAUCAUCAUAUCUGCUGUUAACUAAAACUAAUUUUCUUUGUUGGUAUUUUAGAAGAAACAAUUUCUUGUGCCAAGAAACGUCGCAUGGACAAAAAGGUAAAACUGCGUUCAUUAAUUGCCGAGUUUGUUUGUGUUGUUGCUGACGUUGUUGUUGUUAUCGUUGUUGUCGCGAUGUUGUUGUUGUUGUUAAUGUCGCUAAUGUUGUUGUUGUUGUUGUUUUCGCAGUCUUGUUGUUGUCGUGUUGUUGUUGUUGAUGUUGUUGUCGCGAUAUUGUUGUUGUUGUUAUUGUCGCGGUGUUUUUGUUGUUAUUGUCGCGGCGUUUUUGUUGUUGCGAUGUUGUUGCUAAUGUUGUUGUUGUUGUUUUCGCAGUCUUGUUGUUGUUGUUGUUGUUGUUGUUGUUGUUGUUGUUGUUGUUGUUGUUGUUGUUGUUGUUGUUGUUGUUGUUGUUGUUGUUGUUGUUGUUGUUGUUGUUGUUGUUGUUGUCGCGGCGUUGUUGUUGUUGUUGUCGCGGCGGCGUUGUUGUUGUUGUUGUUGUUGUUGUUGCUGUUGUUGUUGUUGUUGCUGUUGUUGCUGUUGCUGUUGCUGUUGCUGUUGCUGUUGCUGUUGCUGUUGUUGUUGUUGUUGUUGUUGUUGUUGUUGUUGCUGUUAUGCCUUUUAUUGUUCUUAUUGCAUUGUUUUUUCUCCAAAUAAUUCUAUAAUUCAUCGUGCAGUAAUAUUUCUGUAUUGCAGGAAGGGGAUAAACUAAUUCAAGAAUAUCUACAAAACGUGGCUGCCCUACCAGUUGAUAAUCUAACAGAAUCCGAAGUUUCUUCAAAGGUUUUGGGUUUAAAGAAUGCCCUAUUUGCGAAAAAUAAUAAUUAUAUUAACGAUAUGCUGACAAGAAAUACUCAAGUCGUGUAAAACAAUUGUUAGAUUUUAAUGGAACAUGUUGAUAUGUCCAAAAACAGAGUUUAUAUAGAUGUACAGAUUUAUAUUACAGAAGUGAAAACUAGAUCCAGUGAUAUUUUGAGGUCAGUGACACGCUGGCGAACUUUGUCACCAAGGCAACGGCAUGACAAUACUUCAAAUAAGCCAUGUGAAUGUUACAAUUACUAGAGUGUAUUUUUUGCAACAAAAUUUUUUACAACUUUAAUUUGCGUUUGUUUUGGAGAUGAAAUAAGAACAAAAGCUUGUCUAUUGUAAACAAUUUCGAAAUCUUGUUUUAGAAAAGUAUAGCUGAUUGUACUUGCAGCAAAACAAGUUGUGACAAAGCCUUUUUAUUUAUUUUAUCCAU